Messenger RNA from Hyaloscypha bicolor E, 186 nucleotides. RefSeq lists its product as uncharacterized. The transcript has a single exon. The record is from RefSeq and is a predicted model, not a curated record. Lineage: Eukaryota; Fungi; Ascomycota; Leotiomycetes; Helotiales; Hyaloscyphaceae. The annotation marks the transcript as partial.
GCCCAACCACGGGUUGAAGUCAUGCGCUGCUCACGGUGUGCCAAGUGCGUGGAGACCGUCACCAGUUCCCGAGCAGCAGAUGGAGAUUUGAGGAAAAUCAGCACGGAUGAUGCGAGUGCCAGCGGCAUGGUUCGAUUCGGUCAUAACCUUUACUAUUGUGACCGCUGCGCGAGGAUGGUAGGAUAU